AUAAAACACGCACCCAACCAAACCCUAGCUAUCUCCAUUCAACCUAGAAGAAGGGACAAAACCGAAGCUUGGAACUUGGAUCUUCUUGUUACGUACUGUGCUCACAAUUCGGUACGUAGAAAUGGAGUAUGGAUACUUUCAAUUUCAAUCAAGUCACCAGCAGGCCUUGAAAUCGCUUGAAGCUCAGAUGAUUGAGCAUAAGAAACUACUUGUGCAGUUGGAAGCUGAAAAGAGAGGGCUUAAUGCAUGUCUUGACAAGACUAAGGCUCAAAAUUUAGAUCUUGGGACGGAGCUUAAGCAGAUGGAAGUUGAUAAGAUGGAGCUUAGAAUGAGAGUGCUUCAGUUGCAGAAGGAAAAGGAACUUAAUAACAAAUAUUUUUCUCAGAGAAUGCUUGUGCUGCAGGGUGAAGUUGAUCGGAACCAACAGCUUUGGGCUGACAAGGUGGAUCUUAUGAAGCAGAUUGAGCAGCUUGGGGUAGAUAAGCAAAUCCUUGAGGAAGAUGCUGAGCAGAGUGAGUGUUGGAGGAGAGAGCUUGAGGUGGAGCUUGAGGCGAGUGAGAUUGAAAAGGGAGAUAUUGUAAAAGAGCUUAAGGAGAUUCACGCUGAAAAGAAAAAUCUUGAGGGACAGAUUGAGAAGAUGGAAUAUUAUCAGAAAGAGAUUAAGAAGAAACUUCUUGAUCUGCAGGAUGAAGCUGAGAAGAAAGAGCUUCAGAGCAAAGAGCUUAAUCAGAAAGUGCUUAACCUGCAGAGUGAAGCUGUUCAAAACAAAAACCUUAAGAGUGAUCUUGAGAAAACUCUUGCGGAGAGUGAAGCUGAAAAGAAAAAGCUUGAGGCGUUUCGGGGUGAAAAGGAAGAUCUUGCGAAAGAGCUUCAGGAGAUUCGGGCUCAAAUGGGAUAUAUUGUGGAAGACCUGGGGAUGAUUAAGGCUGAGAUGGGAGAUCUUGAGAGAGAGCUUUGGCGGAGUGAGGCUGAUAAGACGGAGCUUGAGAAGAAAAUGCUUGAGCUGAGUAGUCAAGUGAAGAUUAAGGAGAUUGAGAACAAAGACCUUAAUGAUAAAUUGUUUCAGCUGUGGAGGGAAGCAGAUCAAAACAAACUGCGUAAUGAUUAUCUUGAGAAAAAGUUUGCGCAUAGUGAACGUCGGACGAAAGAGCUUGUUGGGAUUGAGAUUGAAAAGAAACGUCUCGAGAAAGAACUCGAGGAGAUUCGAUCUAAAACGGGAGAUCUUGUGUCAGAGCGUAAGCAUAGUGAGACUGAGAAGGAGGAGCUUAAGCAGAAAGUGCUUGAGCUGGAGACUGAAGGUCGUCGAAACAAAACGCUUUUGAAUGAUCUUGAGAAAAAGCUUGAGCAGAGUGAAUGUCAGAAGAAAGCUCUCAAAGAGGAGCUGGAGAUGAAUAAGCAAUACCUCGACGAAGAACAACAGCACACUGUAAAAGCUUUUCAUCGGAAUGAGAUGCAGUUGGAUCAAAUGAGGAAUCUUAAAGAAUUGCUUGAGAAGAGUGAGGCUCAGAAUCAAAAUCUUAUGAAAGAGCUUCAGCAAACUGAAGCUGCAAAGUUAGGCCUUAAAAAUGCUCUUGAGGGGAGUGAAUUCCAGAAGAAGGACCUCCAGGAAGGCCUUCACAAAAAUCUUGGGCAAAUUAUCAGGAAAAUGGUUGAAAAUAGUGAGACUCAGAAGGAACAGAUUGUGCAAAUGAUUGAGCAGAUUAAAGAUGGAAAGCUGGAUGCCGACAAAGCUCUCGAGGAGAGUGAACGCCAGAAGAAGGAGCUCAAGGAGGUGCUUGCAAAGAGUGAGGCUCAAAAGGAACAUCUUGAGAAAGAGCUUGAGAAGAUUGAAGAUGAAAAGAUACAGCUUAAGGAAGCUCUUGAGGAAAGUGAGCUGAUGAAAAGACAACAAGUGAUAGUUUUUGGCCAGAAGGAACAACUUGUGAAGGCAGAGCUUAACAAGAAAGUACUUCAGCUGCAGAAUGAAGCUGAUCAAAGCAAGGAGCUUAAGAAACGCCUUGAGCAAAAGCUAGGGCAGACUGAAAUGCACAAGAUAUUACUUGAGAAAGCUCUUAAGGAUAGAGAUAUUCAACUGCAAGAAAUGAAUCAGAGAUUUGCUUUAGAGCAAAAGCAUAAUGAAGAAGUGGUGGCAGAUUUGUCGAAAGAACUAAAGAAUCAGGAGAGUUCGAAGAAAGAGAUUACAUCUAUCAACAGUGAAAUGGAGUAUCUUCAUUAUGUCAACAAGAAAAGCACAGAAGAGUUGGAUGUUGCUGAUGUUGCUGCUGCUGAUGAUGAUGACGAUGAUUGGCUUAAAGUUUAAAGUGGCUAUGUUAAGGCCACGUGGCCCUACCUAGACUUUGAAGUUUAUUAAUUUGGGUUUCUUUCAAGUACAUAAGAUGCAUAUAAACUUCUCUAAAUAAUCUUUUUGCCCUUUGGAA
Messenger RNA from Prunus persica (peach), 2417 nucleotides. RefSeq names its product myosin heavy chain, embryonic smooth muscle isoform-like. The record is from RefSeq and is a predicted model, not a curated record. The coding region runs from base 122 to 2299 and encodes 725 amino acids. NCBI's taxonomy places the organism in Eukaryota, Viridiplantae, Streptophyta, Magnoliopsida, Rosales, Rosaceae. The transcript is spliced from 7 exons.